Messenger RNA from Musca vetustissima, 621 nucleotides. RefSeq lists its product as uncharacterized. The transcript has a single exon. Lineage: Eukaryota; Metazoa; Arthropoda; Insecta; Diptera; Muscidae. The annotation marks the transcript as partial. The record is from RefSeq and is a predicted model, not a curated record.
AUGUUGGAAAAAUCGAAUAAAAUUUCAGUUAUGAAAAAAUUAAUUGGUUUGGGUGAAACAGAGGUCAAGCAGUCCAACGGCUAUAUUGUGCCACAAAAUUCCACAAAUAAUUUCUAUGAAAAGGCGGGUCUCAUUGAAACAAAACCCAAAGAGAACACCACCCUAAAUCAACUACAGAAGCCGCCUGCUAACCAGUGUCCUCAUUGCGAAAACAUGGCCAAGAAUUUCCUCUACUUGGAAAGUUUGAUACGGACAAAUGCCGUGACUCAUAACGGUAAAUCAAAAUGCUCUGUUUGCCAUUCAUCUCUGUGCUAUUUGGAAUAUGUCAACAAAAGUAUUUUGGAAGUUUUUGGUGAUUUUGAUUCGAUUGCAAAGGCGGCAAAGGCAUUUGGAAAUGAUCCCUCAAAAGCCAUGAAGAAGAUGAAGAGAACUGGUGACGGAGAAAAGAAAUUCCCAAACAAAAAGCCAUUAAUGAUGGACAAUGUGGGCGAUACUGCAAAAUGUCUAACAAAGCCUAUUUUGGCCAAGAAACAAAUGAAGAGGAUCAUCACUCCCAGUAAACCCAAAUCAAAUGUGGAAAAUUUAGAAAAUUCUCAAAUUGUCAGUAGUAUGUCGGGACAU